Messenger RNA from Closterium sp. NIES-67, 15512 nucleotides. The record is from the annotation of a GenBank genome assembly. Lineage: Eukaryota; Viridiplantae; Streptophyta; Zygnematophyceae; Desmidiales; Closteriaceae.
CCCUUCUCAUUUCACAGCCUUCCUUCCCGCUGAUAUCGCUGGUUGCUAGUCCGUGUUCUGGUACUAGUGCUGGAGUACCAGUUUCCGUGUAGCCUAAAUCCCAGGGAUUUGAGCUGAUCUUGUCAACCCAAAUGUAACUACGCCAGUAGCGUAACGUACUUCGUUCUGCUGCCAUGAUUCGCCGUGGCGAACCGGAGUAGGGGGGGACGGAGAUCGUUGCCGUUGUUUGAAGCCGAAUUUUAAACUCUUGUGCCUGACAUCGUUGCUCUGUAGAUCGACAGAACCGCAGUUCCUUCGCGAAAUACGGGUUACGUACGUUACCAUCACCUGCUGGGAGAGCAGGCCCGCCUAAAGGAAACUCUUCACCUGUCUGACAAUUUUCCCGUAUAUGAAAUUUCUCUCAGCUUCUCUUUUGUUCGAAGCCAACGGUGCUUGUUAAGCCCACAGCUGCUUAGCUUGCUGACAUGGUCUAGAUAGCUACUGCCGACGUGUCGCCCGCUAGUUCCCUCCAUGUCAGCAGCCAGCCGUCGCCGGAAGAGCAUCAAUGCUCUGGCGUCCCCCACUCGCGUGUCGACACGUCGGACAUCACGGGCAGUGAUUGACUUGGCACGUGAUGACGUGGAGGAGAGGGAACGGAGUCAGGAGAGAGAGGAGAAAGAGGGUAACCAGGAGCAAGUUGGUAACAAGGAGAAAGAGGGUAACCAGGAGCAAGUUGGUAACAAGGAGAAAGAGGGUAACCAGGAGCAAGUUGGUAACAAGGAGAAAGAGGGUAACCAGGAGCAAGUUGGUAACAAGGAGAAAGAGGGUAACAAGGAGAGAGAGGGUAACAAAGAGAGGGAAGCGAGAGGUACGGGGGGAAUUGAUGGAAGCGAGGGAAGGAGCCCUUACAGGAGAGGGCGUGGAGAGAGAAGGGGAAGAGGAAGAGGGUCAGCGCGAGGCGAGAGAAGGGGCGAGGAGACAAGUCAGCAGCUGGCACGCCUUAACGGAGGUGUCCUUACUUCGGACGUGAUUGUAUUGAAGGAUGGGAGUGAGGACGUUUCAGGCAAUGAUGUGACUGUAUUGAAGGGCGCGGCUGACGACGGUGUGACUAAUGUGAGAGAGGAUGCUGCUGAUGAUUCCAGGAUUGACCUUGCCUCUCAACCGGAAGGAACCACGGGCCAUACGGCACGAGGAGAUGAUGACGUGGCAACUGGAGAUACUGCGAAGCCACUGUCAGCAGACAGAAACUUGGAUGACGUGGCAGCAAAGAAUACACCUGAACCGACUCCUAUGGCGGAGGAUGACAACGGUGUUGGCGAUCAGGAGAGGUCGCAGGUGACGGGUGGGGAGGAGGGAAGAGUGGCAGAGGGAGGCGUGGCAGCAGAGAAUGCGCUUGAGUCGACUCCUAGAACCGAGGUCCACAGAGGUGCUCGUGGUCUAGAGACCUCCGGGGACUAUGGUGGCGAGGUGGCAGAGGGAGGCGAGGAAGGGGGAGGCGUGGCCGAGUCAAGACAGGCGGGUGCUGUUGAGGGCUGCUGGGAACGAGGGGUGGGAGACAUAGUUGACCCGCUGACUGCCUCCCAGCCUGCUUUCGAUUCGACUCAAGAGGGAGGCGUGGCAGAGGGAGGCGUGGCAGAGUCAAGACAGGCGGGUGCUGUUGAGGGCUGUCAGGAAAGGGAGGUGGGAGGCAUAGCUGACCCGUUGACUGCUUCCCAGCAUGCUGCUCCGUGUGCUGAUGUUCCCAUGGAGGACGCCUGGAGUCUGCUGCCGAUGGAGGGUCCGGGUGAGGGUGCUGCAGUAGUGGGGCGAAGCAAGGUUGCAGUGGUAGCAGGAGCAAGUGGUUAUCCCAAGAGAGAGGUGGGGUUGGACGAAGGGGAUGACGAAGGGCGGGACGGUGAAUCGAGAGAAGGUGGCUGUAGGGUUGGCGAAGAUGCUUGUGUGGAGGAUGCUCGGGAGAGGGAUUGCGAGGUGUUGGAUGAGGAGGGUGAUGAAAAGGAGGGUGGUGGAAAGGAGGGUGGUGAAAAGGAGGGUGGAGGAAGCGACGGUGCUCUUAUUGAGUUGCCGAGCCAGCAGCAUGAUCUGGUGUCGUCCCAUGGGGGCCAGCAUGCGGUGCAUCAGGCAUGCUCCUCCCAGCCGUUUCCCUUCACCAGAGACCAGUGCCAGCAGUGGCUAGACAGGGUUGAAGGGCGCACAUUCACAUAUCCCACCAGGCAGCAGCUGGGAGCAGUGGAGGUGAAGGCAGCGGAUCUGCAGCGGUUGCUGCCGGGGGAGUGUUUGAACGACACUGUCAUCGACUUCUAUGUCAAGUUCAUUGAACAGACGGUGCUGCAGGGGCCGCAGCGGUCGCGGUUCCACUUCUUCAGCACCUUCUUCUCCACCUCGCUCUUCAAGGCGCACGAGCGCUUCAAAGUGAGUCAGGACCCCCAAGAGCUGACACGGCUCACCAGGUGGACUCGAGGCACGGACAUUUUCUCCAAGGACUUCAUCGUCAUCCCCUUCCAUGAAGCGUUCCGCAGCCACUGGAGUCUGGCCAUCGUCUGCUUCCUCAGUAAGGACGUGCGGAAGACUUCUCGCAAGGCGUCAGGAGAAAACAGCAAGGGCUCAGGAGGAAGCAACAAAAAGGCAGGAGAAAACAGCAAGUCGUCAGGGGGACCAGGAGAAGGCAGCAGAGAAACACGCGGAGCAGCCAAGCUACGGGAAGAGGGCAAGGGGUUAAAUGGGGCCAGGAGGGGCAAGGGUGGAAGCAUGAGGGGGAAGCUGGACCUGGAGGAUAGAAGGGGGAGAGUGGAGACCUUUCAGGACAUUCCGAAAGAAAAGAGGGGGGAUAUGAAAGGAAACGGGGGGGUUGUGCAUGGCAGCAAUGGGAGAGCGCAGAAUGGUGGGAGGGCUCUGUUGCGUGGUAGAGAAUUCUCCACUUUAAAAAGCAGCCGAUUAUUAUCCCCUUUAAAAGGUGGUAGAGGGAUGAAAGCCGCGGCAGGUGGGCGGACACCCAAAAGGGAAGCUGAGAUUCACGGGUUGGAGGGGAAUAGAGGGGGAAAGGUGCGAGUGAGGAGAGCUGCUGACGUGGCAGAAGUUGCUGACGUGGCCGCGGAGGAAAAUGAGGCCUGCGGAGGGGGGACUUGGAAGGGUCGAAGGAGCGAAAGAAGAGUGAUGAGGCUUGCUGACGUGGCAGAAGUUCCAGGGAGGGUAGAGGAAGAGGCAGGGGUGGUGGAUAUGGCGAAGAAGAAGAGAGUGAGGCUUGCGGAUUUAGACCAAGUCACCACCCAGUCUGGUGAAACGGAGCAUGGUGCUGGCAGGGUACGUGCCGGCAGGUCUCACGUGAAGCGGAGGAGAGUGGAUGGGCUCGAUGGUUCUGGAGACAAUGCGGUGGGCAGCAUGGAUGCUAUGGGAAGCAUAUGCAGCAUGGGUAACAUAGGCAGCAUAGGCACCAUGGCAUGGGGUGUGAGGAAGCAGGUGCAAUCCCGCAGCAGGGCUCGGGCCAAGGUGGCGGAAUGGGAGCGAGGUGCAAGAGAGGGGGCCUCUGCUGAAGCCAGGGAAGACGAGGGCUGUGCUGCGGGUGUGAAGGAGGAGGAAAGGAGGGGAGACGAGGGGUCUGCUGCGGGCGUGGAGGAGGACAGGAGGGGAGACGAGGGUUCUGCUGCGGGCGUGAAGGAGGAGGACAGGAGGGGAGACGAGGGGUCUGCUGCGGGCGUGAAGGAGGAGGACAGGAGGGGAGACGAGGGGUCUGCUGCGGGCGUGAAGGAGGAGGACAGGAGGGGAGACGAGGGGUCUGCUGCGGGCGUGAAGGAGGAGGACAGGAGGAGAGACGAGGGGUCUGCUGCGGGUGUGAAGGAGGAGGAAAGGAGGGGAGACGAGGGGUCUGCUGCGGGCGAGGAGGAAAGGAGGGGAGACGAGGGGUCUGCUGCGGGUGUGAAGGAGGAGGAAAGGAGGGGAGACGAGGGGUCCGCUGCGGGUGUGAAGGAGGAGGAAAGGGGGGGAGACGAGGGGUCUGCUGCGGGUGUGAAGGAGGAGGAAAGGAGGGGAGACGAGGGGUCUGCUGCGGGUGUGAAGAAGGAGGAGGAGCUAGCUGCGAAGAGGGGCGGAGACACAGGAGGUGGAAUUCGAGAGGCCACUCGAGUGGCUGCUGAAGAGGCCACUGAAGAGGCUACUGAAGAGGCUAUUAAAGAGGCUACUGAAGAGGCUACUAAAGAGGAUACUGAGGAGGCUACUAAAGAGGCUACUAAAGAGGAUACUGAGGAGGCUAUCACUGAAGAGGCUACUAAAGAGGCUACUAAAGAGGAUACUGAGGAGGCUAUCACUGAAGAGGCUACUAAAGAGGCUACUAAAGAGGAUACUGAGGAGGCUAUUAAAGAGGCUAUUGACGAGGCUACUAAAGAGGGUGCUAAAGAGGCUACUAAAGAGGCUACUGAAGGAGCACGUCGAGAUGCCACUGAGGAGGCCACUCGAGAGUCUCCUGUAGAGAAAGAAGGUGAUACACGGGAAGAGGGAGUAACUAAGGGGGGGGGUGUUACAAGGGAGGAGGUUAUUACAAGGGAAGAGGGUGGUACGAUGGUGGGAGGUGAUACAAGGGAGGGAGGUGAUAUAAGGAAAGAAAGUGGCGCGCCAACAGGAGCUGCGGAUGAUGCACAAAUCACAAACAGGGCGAUGGCUGGAGAGAAGACGGGAGCUGCUGGCAUGGGGCAAAAGGAGAAUGGGGAGGCAGCGAUUGUGGCAUAUGGGGUGAGGCUGGAAGGGGCGAUGGAGGAGGGAGUGGAGCAUGAGGAGGAGGUAAGAGAGGAUGAGGUGCUUGAGGAAGGGGAAGGGGUUGACGAGGAAGGUUUAGAAUGGGAAGGGGUAAGGAAGGCCGGCGUGAAAGAGGAAGGAGUGAGAGAGGAAGGAGUGAGUGAGGAAGGAGUGAGUGAGGAAGGAGUGAGUGAGGAAGGAGUGAGUGAGGAAGGGGUGAAUGAAGUAGGAGUGAAAGAGGGAGAGGAGAAAGGGAAAGGGGUGAACGAGGAAGGGGUGAAGGAGGAAGGGGCGAAAGGGGAAGGGGUGAAAGAGGAAGAGGAGGAAGGAGUGAACAGGGAAGAGGAGAGAGAGGGUGGGGUGAAAGAGGAAGGGGAGGAAGGCGUGAAGGAGGAGGGGUGGACGGAAGAGUGUGAGGAGGGAAAACUUAUGGAGUGCGGGGGGAAAGAGGAGAGUGGGGGGAAAGAGGAGAGUGGGGGGAAAGGGGAGUGUGAGGUGAACGAGGAGAGAGAGGUGAAGGAGGAGGAAGCAAGGAAGGGGAAGGUGGAGGAGGAGACGAGGGAGGGGGAGGUGGAGGAAGGGCGGCGAGAUGUAAGGAUGGAUGUGCCAAUUGCUGUUGUAGCUCCUGCACCAGAAUCACCUGCACCAGAAUCACCUGCAUCAGAACCACCUGCACCAGAACCACCUGCACCAGAAUCACCUGCAUCAGAACCACCUGCACCAGAACCACCUGCAUCAGAACCACUUGCACCAGAACCACAUGCACCAGAAUCACCUGCGCCAGAAGCACCUCCACCAGAACCACCUGCGCCAGAAUCACCUGCAUCAGAACCACCUGCACCAGAAUCACCUGCAACAGAACCACCUGCACCAAAAUCACCUGCAUCAGAACCACCUGCACCAGAACCACCUGCACCAAAACCACCUGCACCAGAAUCACCUGCACCAGAAUCGCCUGCACCAGAAUCACCUGCAACAGAACCACCUGCGCCAGAAUCAUCUGCACCAGAAGCACCUGCACCAGAAGCACCUGCACCAGAAUCACCUGCAGCAGAAUCACCUGCACCAGAAGCACCUGCACCAGAAUCGCCUGCACCAGAAUCACCUGCACCAGAACCACCUGCGCCAGAAUCACCUGCACCAGAAGCACCUGGUCGCGGAAUGUCUGCUCUGCAGCUGCUGAUGGGGGCACCACCGGUAGAGCCACAGCCCCUGGGCAAGGCAGGCGCGGGCCUCUGUGUCAGUGCUGCUGAGGGGACUCGUGAGGGGGUCGCUUCUGAGUCAACUCAAAAGGCACCAGCCGUAGAGCCCCAGUCCCUGGGCAAUGCAGGUGCAGGUCUCCAUGUCAGUGCUGCUGAGGGGAUUUGUGAGGGGGUCUGUGCUGCUGCUGCUGUUUCUGCUGAGGGGACUCGUGGGGGGGUCUGCGUUGAUGCUGCUGCUGCUGCUGCUGCUGAGGGGACCCGUGGGGGGGACUGCGUUUAUGCUGCUGCUGAGGGGACCCGUGGGGGGUUCUGUGAGAAGCGGGAAGGGGAGAGAAGCGGGGAGCAUGGGAAGCGGAUGGCAUCUGAAUCGACUCAAGAGUUGCGUGGAAAGGCAGGGAGCAGUGAGGAGGGGAGGGGUCAGGGCGAGGUGAGGGAGGGGGAGAUGGGGAAGGGUGGGGAAAACGGGACGGGAAGCAAGGAGGGGCAGGAUGGUGAAGGGGAGCGAGAUGGGGGAUCUGUGGAAGAGAGAGGAGGCAUGGAGGGGCGGGUUGAGCUGGGGGAGGCGGUAUCUGAUAGUAGCGAGGAUGAUGGGGCUGCUUAUGAAGGGUAUGAGGAGGGCGAUGAGGGGAAGCAUGAGGGGGAAGGGGUAGAGGAGGUGAGAGAGGAAGAUGGAGGAGUGAAUGGAGUGGGCCGGGGAGAAGCGGCGGAGGAGGAAGAAGAGGAGGAGGGGGAAAAAGAGGAGGAGGGGGAAGAAGAGGAGGGGGGGGAAGAAGAAGAGGAGGGGGAAGAAGAAGAGGAGGGGGAAGAAGAGGAGGAGGGAGAGGAAGAGGAGGGCGAGGAAGAGAUUGAAGGAAUGCAUGAGGAGGACAAUGAGGAGGACAAUGAGGAGGACAAUGAGGACAAUGAGGAGGACAAUGAGAAGGAGGCGGAUGGUUAUGGUGGUGCGAAGGCGAGGCAAGCCGGCAGCUGGAAACUUGGAUUGGACGAUGCUGAUGGUGCUAAGUAUGCUGGUGAUGGUGGUGGUGGUGAUGCUGAUGAUGCUGAUACUGGGGAUGAUGAGGCUGAUGACGACGACGAUGAUGAUGAUGAUGACGAUGAUGAUGAUGAUGUGAAGGAGAUAGUGUUUAGAACCUUGCGGGGAGACGGCGGCAGGGGAGGGCGCAGGGGCCAUUCGGGAACGGCUGCGCAGGCGAGAGGGGGACGGGCAAGAGGCAGAGGACUGAGCAGAAAAGCCAUAAGAGGGCAAGGGCAGAGGGGAGCGGGUAGAGGAAGGCGGGUUCAGGUGGGGGGCAGAGGAGGAGGGGGGAGGCAGCAGAGGGGCGCAAAGGGAAGGUUCAGCAGGAAAGCAUUGGAGAAUGGGGAAGAGGAGGAGGAGGAAGAGGAGGGGGAGGGGGGCAGUGGUGGGGAGGAUGUGUUGGAGCUGGUGACGGGGCCGAAUGGUGGCAGGGAGGCGACCAUUCUGUACCUGGACUCGCUGCCCGACAGCUCCAAGUCACAUGCCAUCUACAGCGCCAUCAAGUUCUAUCUGCAGGCCGAGUGGAUGAAGAGGAGCAGGGAGCCGUUGGAUCCCAAGAAGCCGCUGCAAUCUGGGCCGUUCAGCAAAGUGCGGGGGAAGAAAGUCAAGGUGCCAGAGCAGGACAACGACUAUGACUGCGGCUGCUUCAUCCUCUGCUACAUCCAGAAAUUCGCUCAAAUAGCCGCUGCCCUGCCGCGCUCUGCUGACGGUGUGGCAGACAAGCUGAGCAACGACUGGUUCCAGGCGUGUGAGGCUUCGUCACUGCGCCGCCGGCUCUUCUCCAUCGUCACCGAGAUGCUGCUGCCUGAAGACCACCCAACGCCCCAUCCCAUCUCCCCCCCUCCUCAACCCAUCUCUCCACCUCAAACCAUGUCCCCGCCUCAACCCAUCUCCCUUCAUCCAUCCUCCUCUCCACCUCCCCUUGUCGCACCAGAAAUACCCAUGUCCCAACCCUCCAACGCACUUCUGCGUCCCCCCUCUCCUCCCCUCCUUUCUCCUCUUCCAUCUCCUGCUGCCGCUGCUGCUGCUGCUGCUGCUGCCGCUGUUCCUUUUGAUGCCACGACCGCCACAACAGCAGCAACUGGAGCAGCAGCAGUAACCCGAGCCAAAGUAUCAACAGCAGCAGCAGCAGCAGCAGCAACAGGAGCAACGGAAACAGAGAAGGCAGCAGCAACAGCAGCAACAGGAAGGGCAGGAACAGAAGCAGGAACAGAAGCAGUAGCAGCAGCAAGAACCACACGUAGCAAGGCCAAGAGAGGGAGAGGCAGACCGCGGAAGCAAGUGAAGAAUGAGGCGACACACCCGGCUGCUUCAGGUGCUGCUGCUGCUGCUCCAGGUGCUUGUGACACAGCUGCUGGAGUGGGUGAAGGCUCUACUGGUGCAGGCGAUGCUGCUGGUGGUGAUGCGAACAGCACGGCUCCUAUACAGUCUACCCAAGAGGCAACUGAUGUCAAGAAUGACACCCAAGACGACACCCAAGCCGGCAUUCGAGACGGCACCCAGAACGACAGCCGAGACAGCACAAGCAGAGGGAGUGGUGAAACGCUGACUGUGUUUGGCAAGGAGCCUUGGUCCGCAUGGCCGUGGCCAGCGUCCGAGCUGUCUAGGUCUCUCGACACCUGCUCUAUACAGCUCUGGCCAGUUGCAGAACUAUCUAGAUCUCUCGACACCUGCCCUGCACUGCCCUGGCCGGCUACAGCAGUGGAGAAUGGUGGCCGCGAUGCUCCUGGUGAUGGGGAUGGUGAUGGUCGUGUUAUUGCGUCUCCAGGUGUAGUAGGGGCGUUGGGAUAUGCAGGGAGAGCGCCUGUGCUGGUUGCUAUCGUGUGGCAGGAUGAGAUGAGUCAACGUUCACAUGAGAUAGCUCUGAAUUCCAAUGAGAUGGCUAACCAUUCACUUGAGACCGGCACUGGUAGGGAGGUUGUGGCAUGGCCGUUUGGCGAGGGGGGAACUGAGAGGGAAGCAGGCGAAGGGGUGGGGGGAGAUGAGAGAGAAGGGGCGGUGAAUGGGAAAGGGCGUGUGGGGCAGAAGCGGAAGCGAGUGAAAACAGCUGCUGGGUGGGGGGUGAGGAAGAGGGGCAGGAGGGGGGUGAAGGGGCAGGAGGGGGGGGAGGGGAAGAAGGGAGAGGAGGAUGAGGAGGUGGAGGAGAAGAGGCAAGGGGGGGCGGAGGAGGGUAGGACAGAGGAGGAUGGAAGGAUGGAUGUGCGCGUAGCAGGUAAGGAAGAGGGUGGGAUGGGAGAGAGUGAAGGAGAGAGGAGGAAGAGGGGCAGGGAGAUCGGUGCAUUGAAGGAGAAUGGAAGGGAGGAGAGGGGAAGAUGGGUGGUGGUACGGCUUGGAGCAUCUCAGGAGGUGAUUCGAGUGAGGAAGGAGAGAGGGGAGGAGGAAGGCGAGGUGGAGGUUGGUGAGGCGAAGGAUGAGGAAGCGGGGGUGGGAGGAUUUGGGAGAGACGGGGAGGAGCGGUGGGGAAUGGAGGUGGAGGGAAGUGACCUUGAGAAAUCUCAAACACCAACUGUGGGCGAUGACGACGCUCUUGACACAAUGGGCUUGGAGGGUCGGGAGGAGGAGAGGAGAGGACAAAAAAUGAAGAGCGAGGAGGAGAACGAAGGCGAGGAUGAGAAGGGAGAGGAGGAGAAAGGAACUGAGGAGAAGGGAGAGGACAAGGGAGAGGAGAAGGGAGAGGAGGAGAAGGGAGAGUGUGAGAAGGAUAUGGUUGAAGGGGGCGAGGGGGAAGUUGGACUUGGGAACAUGGGGAGACAGGGCAAGGAUUACCUAGAGAAGCAUCAGCACGAGGAGCAAGUGGAGGAGCAGCAAGUGGAGCAGCAAGUGGAGCAGCAACCGGGGCAGCAACCGGAGCAGCAACAGGAGCAGCAACUGGAGCAGCAAGGGGUGGAAGGAAGCAGAGGGCGGACCAAGAAAUGGUUCCUGGAACGCAAAGCAGUGCUGGAGAGGUGGGAGGCAGCAGGGAGGGAAGAAACGGAAGCAGUCGGAUCAGCAGGGGGCCUGGGAGCAGUCGAGCGAAUAGCAGAGGAUAGGUGGGCAGGAGGCAUGGGGAGGGGACGGUUUGAAGCAGGCGGUGUUGCAGCAGUGGAGGUAGGGGCAGCAGCAGGGGCAGCAGCAGCCGGAGCAGCAACAGUGGCAACAGCAGCAGCAGCAGCAGCAGAGGAUGGGUGGGCAGGAGGCAUGAGGAGUGGAGGCAUGGGGAGGGGACGGGUGGGAGCAGGGGAUAUUGCAGCAGAGGAGGUAGAGGCAGCAGCAGGGGCUGCAGUGGCAGCGUCAGCCGCAGCAGCAGUGGUGGCUUCUAUGGCAGCAUUUGUGCGACAGACGCUUGCAGCUGCUGCCCGUGCUGCUGCUGCUGCUGCUGCCGCCGCUGCUGCUGCUGCCGCUGCUGCUGCCGCUGUCAGUGAUGCUGCUGGUCAGGAGGAGGGACGGGCAGGGUUAGAAGCAGCAGGUGCAGGCACAGAGGCAGCGAUCCGAGAAACUGGCCCAGCCAAACAGGUAUUGGUUCCAGAAGCUGACAUGGCACCAGACGCAGCAGCAGCAGCAGCGACAACACCAGACGCAGGAGGCCCUGAGCCGGUUCCAGGGCUUGCUUCAGACCCCGAAUGCAGUCUUGGCCGUCUUGUGCACUUUGGAUUCACUCGAGCGGCAAAGGGGAAGCAGCAGCGGUGGGGGGCAGGGCCUGCGGAGCCUAUGGGAAGAAAAUGGCGGGGGGUGGGAAAUGGCUCUGAAGUGCCACGGCGCAUGGUGGGGUUUGGGGAGCUGGCGGCAUGGAAUGGGGUGUGGCGGGGAGUGAGAGAGGGGGAGUGGCAGGAGUGGGUUGAGGGAUGGAGUGGGGGUGGAAGUUGCAUGGCAGACGUGCCUGGAGCGAGUGAGCAUAAGGAAUUUCGGAGUCAGAUUGGGUUGGACGGGGAGGGUGAGACAGCAGGAGGGGAGGGUCAGACGGCAGGAGGGGAGGGUGAGAUGGCAGGAGGGGAGGGUGAGACGGCAGGAGGGGAGGGUCAGACGGCAGGAGGGGAGGGUCAGACGGCAGGAGGGGAGGGUCAGAGGGCAAGCGCGCCAGCAUUGACCUUACAGAAGGGAGAACGAGAGGAGGAGGGAGAGGAAAAGGAGAGGAGGGAGGAGAGGGAUGAGAGGGAGGAGAGAGAGGGGAGGGAUGAGAUCAGCGAGGGAAGUGAGGGGAGGAAGGAGAAGAAGGCGUGGAGGGAGAAAUCUGAUGUGAAGAAAGAGGAGGGAGGUGGAGAGGGUGAAAGCGAACAGCAUUGGACGGGUUGUGCGGGAAGGGAGGGUGUAAGGCCCGGUGCCCACGAAGGGGAAUUAGAUGAUGGCGCUGUGGAGGAGGAUGUGAAGGAGCAAGUGAAGGAGCAAGUGAAGGAGCAAGUGAAGGAGGAGGUGAAGGAGCAAGUGAGGGAGGAAGUGAAGGAGCAAGUGAAGGAGGAUGUGAAGGAGGAAGUGAAGGAGGAAGUGGAGGAGGAAGUGAAGGAGCAAGUGAAGGAGGAGGUUAUGGAGGGUCUCGAGAUAAAGCGUAUGAUUGGUGAUGAGAUCGGGCAUGGUGCGGAGGAAGGGGGACAAGAGGAAGAAAGCAGACAAGAGGAAGAAAGCAGACAAGAGGAAGAAAGCAGACAAGAGGAGGAAAUCAAGAUACAGGAAGACGAAGGGAUGUGGGGGGAGGAAAGGAGGGAUGGGGAGGGGAAGGAGGAGAGUGAAGGGGAGGGGAAGGAGGAGAGUGAGGGGGAGGGGAAGGAGGAGAGUGAGGGGGAGGGGAAGGAGGAGAGUGAAGGGGAGGGGAAGGAGGAGAGUGAGGGGGAGGGGAAGGAGGAGAAGGGGGAGGGGAAGGAGGAGAGUGAUGGGGAGGGGAAGGAGGAGAGUGAGGGGGAGGGGAAGGAGAAGAGUGAAGGGGAGGGGAAGGAGGAGAGUGACUGGGAGGUAAAGGAGGAGAGUGAAGGGGAGGGGAAGGAGGAGAGUGAGGGGGAGGGGAAGGAGGAGAGUGAGGGGGAGGGGAAGGAGGAGAGUGAUGGGGAGGGGAAGGAGGAGAGUGAGGGGGAGGGGAAGGAGAAGAGUGAAGGGGAGGGGAAGGAGGAGAGUGACUGGGAGGUAAAGGAGGAGAGUGAAGGGGAGGGGAAGGAGAAGAGUGAGGGGGAGGGGAAGGAGGAGAGUGAGGGGGAGGGGAAGGAGGAGAGUGAGGGGGAGGGGAAGGAGGAGAGUGAAGGGGAGGGGAAGGAAGAGGAUGAGAGGGAAGCGGCAAUGGAAGAGGAGGGUAGAGAUACAGCUGGUGACAGGGACGGGGUGAGGGAGGCGAAGGACGUGGAUGGGGGGCGAAACGGGGAGGAGGAGGAGGAGGAGGAGGAGGGGGGUAAAGAGGCCAUGGGGGGAGGGAGAGGGGUGAAGGGGGAAGGAAGGGAGGUUGAUGGGGGAGGGAAAGUGGAGGGGGAAGAGGGUGAACAAGAAGUACAGGAAGGGAGAGGGGACGUCUAUAUAGCAGCUGAGCCAGAGGGGGAAACGGUGGGGAGGAAGAGAAGAAGACUCGAUCGAGUCGAACCUGACUUGAAGAAGUGCGUUACUCGCAGCCCUGAGAGUGAUGCCUCUCCAGUCAAACCUGACACCUCUGCUGACAAUGCAGGUACUAGUCCGAGUGACAGUAGGCUUGGUGAGAACAGGCUCGGCAGCAGCAGCCUCGGUGUUACCAGCAGCAGGCCUGUGCGAAGGGCUAGCCUUGGCAGAUUCGGGUUCGGCCGAACCAGACUGGAAGAGGGGCUCAGGUUCGGCGAGGAGAUCUCGCCGGUGCUGCUGCUUCACAGGCUUGAAAACCACCCAAAACGCCCCCGAAGCAAGCUGGCUCGGAAGUCCAGGUUCGGUAAAGGACCGCGCCAGACCUACGAGGAAUCGGGUUCGGUUAGGAGGUUCGGCAGUGGUCGGGGGAUGCGCAGGAGGAAAGGCAAGAGUAGUGUGCGGCAAGCUACUGAUGGCAAUCAGGAGUGUGAUAAUAAGGGAGAGGCUAGUAACAGUGGCGGGAUUGACAGAGGGAAAGGCACAGAUGUGGUAGAUCUAGCUAGUGUGCCAGAGGCUGCGGAAAUAGGAGAGAGAGCAGAUGCAGGGGAGAGGGUGGAGGGGAGAGGCGAAAGAGCAGCCGGCAGUAGUCUUGAUGUUUCCCCUCCCCUUCCUAUUCCUCCUCCUCUUCAUCUCUCCCCUCGACGUCCGCCUCCUCCCUCCCCUCGUUCACCCACUCGUGCGGCUGCUCCUACUGACGUCGUUCCAUCCCUACACCCCCCACCAUCCCCACACCCCCCACCAUCCCCACACCCCCCACCAUCCCCACACCCCCCACCAUCCCCACACCCCCCACCAUCCCCACACCCCCCACCAUCCCCACACCCCCCACCAUCCCCACACCCCCCACUAUCCCCACACCCCCCACCAUCCCCACAUCCCACCCCAUCCCCUGUUCUUGCUCCUCUUGCACCUCCUCCUCUCUCUCCUCCCCCUCCUGCUCUUCCUCCUCCUCCUCCUCCUCCUCCUCCUCCUCCUCCUCCUCCUCCUCCUCCUCCUCCUCCUCCUCCUCCUCCUCCUCCUCCUCCUCCUCCUCCUCCUCCUCCUCCUCCUCCUCCUCCUCCUCCUCCUCCUCCUCCUCCUCCUCCUCCUCCUCCUCCUCCUCCUCCUCCUCCUCCUCCUCUUCCUCGUGCUGCUCCUUCCCCACCCGCUCUACCAGCUGCUGCUCCAGUGGAAGAUUGCAUCAAGGUGAUAACAGCGAAGGAAGAGCCUACUACUGUGACUGUAGAGCAUGAACCUCACAGGACUGUGACUGUAAAGGAUGAUCCCCACCGCACUGGGACUCUUGGUGGUGAACCCACUAUUGUGACUGUAAAGGAUGAAGCUGUUGAUAUGGACUCAGCAGCUCCGCUGCCUGCCGCUCGUUGCCGGCCCCACGCCGGGCGGCGCACUGUGGCACAUGGGUUCAUCCUAGCUCGUCCUGCAUUGCCUCUGGCCACAACCCUGCUGCAGCUUGGUGCUCCCUCAGCUGCUGCUACAGCUACCGCUACAGCUGCUGCUUCACCUGGUUCACUGUUUCGACCUGAAGUCUCACCUGGUGGUCGGAUUCCACCUGAGAAGCAGUCAGGGAGUCAGGGGAUUCCAACAGACGCAGCAGCUGAGGGAAGUGGUGAGAGAUUGGCAGCAGGAGUUCCUGCCACAUCAGCAUCACUUGAUUUGACCACACCUGCCACAUCACCUAAGCUUAUCCCCACUCCCACAACAAAAGUCCAUGCAGUCAGUGCCACGUCAGCGGAACGUGUCAUACCUUCCACAUCAGCAGACCCUACCGCCAAUGCCAUGUCAGCAGAGCUAGUCGCUGCCUGCCUGGGAGCCAAUCGCGUGCUGCGAUCGCGUAAGGCAGCGGCAAAGACUUCACAAGGCGCGAAGAGGCCUCAAGGUGUGAAGCCACCACUUGGUGGCAAGAAUGGCGAAUGCGGAGGGAGGAGAAUGGGCCAUCGGGCAUCUCCCCGGGCAGCUGACAAGGCCUCUCCUGUUCCUCCCAAAGUGCAAGAUGAGACCCGAGUGGAAGGAGUAAACCUGAGAAUCUGGCAUUUAUCCAGCACUAGGAAGUUGCUAUCGGAGAGGUGGAAGGGGGAAGAGGGAGAUGGGGAUGGGGAUGGGGAUGGGCAUGGGGAUGGGGAUGGGCAUGGGCAUGGGCAUGGGAAUGGGGAUGGGGAUAAGGAUGAGGAAGAGGAGGAGGAGGAGGAAGAAACACUUGAGGAAAACCAAGAGGGUGGUGGGAGAGAAGAAGGGGUUGAAAGGGGUAGUGUGGAGAGGAGUGGGAGGGGGAGGGGGAGGGGGAGUGAGAGAGGGAGUGAGGAGAAGAGGGGGAGAGGGAGACUGGCUUUGAAGAGCAGACCGGGAAAGAGAAAGGUUGGGAAGCCUCGAGGUAGGGGGAGGCCCCCCAAGAGGAGACGGAAGGAGGAGGAAAGUUCGGAGGACGAGGACGAGGAGGAGGAUAGCGAGGAGGAGAGUGAGGAGGAAGGUGGAAAGGAAGAUGCAGAGGAGGAGGCAGGAGGGCAGGAGGGCAUGAGAGGGGAGGAGCGAGUAAGAAGAGGGGGGAGACACGUGGCAGAGAAGGGCAGGGGUGCUAGUAAUAACAAGGAGAUUGUGGGUCGAAAACCCGGGGAAAAGGAGGGAUUGGCGGAAGAGCAGGUAUGGGGGGAUGGGGGAGGAGGAGGGAAGCAGUACAGCAGGAGAAAGCAUAGGAGGAGGUGAAUGCAGGAGAGGAGAGAGGAUGGGUGACAGGAAGUGAGCACAUACAGGCAACUCAGGUAGGGGGCUUCCAACUCAGGUGGAGGGAGAGAUAGGUGUAGGUUUUGUUGGAGUACCGUAUUUACGCUUUCGAGUGCAACGCAGCAGCUGGUUCCUUACGGUGAUGUGGCGACAGACGGCGUCUCAACUUCCCGUACCGUAACAGCGUCAGCGGUCAGGUCGGCCAUCAGUAGACUGUAGAGGUUUGAUUGAAACUUUGCCACUGCUGGCCUACAGCAAGUUCGCAAUCUGGUUGUAACCUGUAGGAUUUCUUACGGUGCUUUUAUGCAUUGCAGCUUCUUAAUUCCCUAACACUA